UGGUGCACGCACACGGAAGUUGUUUUUUUCAGUGGUUGUAAGUUGUUGCCACGUCGUUCUUGAUACAUCGUAAAACCGAGAUAUAUUGAUAACAGUGUUACACGUCUGGCAGUGCAAUUUCUCUGUUUAGGUACAAAGUCAUUACGAUAAUCUUCAAUCAUGGUUUCCGUCAUCAACACGGUGGACACCUCCCACGAGGACAUGAUCCAUGAUGCCCAGAUGGAUUAUUAUGGCACCAGACUGGCCACCUGCUCUUCUGACAGGUCUGUCAAGAUCUUCGAUGUUAAAAACGGAGGACAAAUCCUAGUGGCAGAUCUGAGAGGCCAUGAGGGUCCUGUGUGGCAGGUGGCUUGGGCUCACCCCAUGUACGGCAACAUCCUGGCCUCCUGUUCCUAUGACAGGAAGGUGAUCAUAUGGAAGGAAGAGAACGGAACCUGGGAUAAGAUGUACGAGUACACUGGACACGACUCUUCAGUGAAUUCAGUGUGCUGGGGUCCCUAUGACUUUGGUCUGAUCCUGGCCUGUGGCAGCUCAGAUGGAGCCAUCUCAUUGGUUACCUGCUCUGGGGAUCAACAGUGGGACAUUAAGAAGAUCAGCAAUGCACACACAAUUGGCUGUAACGCAGUGAGCUGGGCUCCAUCUGUGGUGCCAGGUAGUCUGAUAGACCAGCCCUCGGGUCAGAAACCCAACUUCAUCAAGAGGUUUGUCUCAGGAGGCUGCGACAACCUGGUCAAACUCUGGAAAGAGGAGGAUGGCCAAUGGAAGGAGGACCAGAAGCUGGAGGCUCACAGUGAUUGGGUCAGAGAUGUAGGCUGGGCUCCCUCCAUAGGACUACCCACCAGCACCAUCGCCAGCUGCUCUCAGGACGGCAGGGUCUUCAUCUGGACGUGUGACGACCCUUCAGGCAACACGUGGACGGCUAAACUCCUCCACAAGUUCAACGACGUGGUGUGGCAUGUCAGCUGGUCCAUCACUGGAAACAUCCUGGCCGUGUCCGGGGGGGAUAACAAGGUGACGUUGUGGAAGGAGUCUGCAGACGGCCAGUGGGCCUGUAUCAGCGACGUUAACAAAGGUCAGGGAGCCGUAUCGUCCAUCGCAGACGGAGCGGCGAACGAGCAGUGAUCCAGGCACAGAAGGACAUUCCACUCCCCCCUCCUACCCCCACAGAGAAUGAAUGGGCUACUACUCCAGAGACACUUCUACCAUCUAUCCUAGUCCCAGAUCUGGGCUAACUACCACCUGUUAAACUCCAUAGUGGCCCCUCUCUCUCUUUCUCUAACAGACUUUAAGACCAUAUUUCAUGAUGGAAUUUCUCUAAAGACCGAUUGAGGUUUCAUCGUUCAGUUUACGAUGAUCCAGAUUUAAAUGGUUACCAUUGAGGGAAACUACCUGAAUUAAAACCUUCAUUAAAACCUGCUCAAAACAUCCAUAGAUGACAUACUUGCUUGUAAAACAAUGUUUUGUCAAAUUUGAAACUGUUUUUGUGAAAGCUUUUCUUCCAAUUGAUUGUUAGAAACAAGAAUGUUAUGUUUUCAUAUUUCAAAUAAUUAAAAAGAACUUCAAGGAAAA
Messenger RNA from Oncorhynchus gorbuscha (pink salmon), 1569 nucleotides. RefSeq names its product SEC13 homolog, nuclear pore and COPII coat complex component (gene sec13). NCBI's taxonomy places the organism in Eukaryota, Metazoa, Chordata, Actinopteri, Salmoniformes, Salmonidae. Gene Ontology annotation, molecular function: structural molecule activity; protein binding. Gene Ontology annotation, cellular component: COPII vesicle coat; nuclear pore outer ring. The transcript is spliced from 9 exons. Gene Ontology annotation, biological process: protein import into nucleus; positive regulation of TOR signaling; COPII-coated vesicle budding. Bases 160 to 1122 code for a protein of 320 amino acids. The record is from RefSeq and is a predicted model, not a curated record.